Messenger RNA from Auanema sp. JU1783, 1575 nucleotides. The record is from the annotation of a GenBank genome assembly. Lineage: Eukaryota; Metazoa; Nematoda; Chromadorea; Rhabditida; Rhabditidae.
AUGAGUGAAGCUGAGGAGGAUGGUAAUAUUAAAAUAAACAUUAAAUGCACUUCGAAUUCUUUUGAGAUUUCUGUUUCAUCAAAAGCAACCUUAGCUGAAGUUAAGGAUGUGAUUUUGACUAAGUUGGAGAAUGCCACGAAGCCACAGCUCUGCUUAAUUUUUUCGGGUAAAAUUCUUAAAGACCAGGAGACUCUUGUUCAACAUAAUAUCACCGAUGGCAUGGCUAUUCAUCUUGUCGUUCGUCAAAAUAACAGCACAUUGCAGCGUCCUGCAGCUAGCACUUCUUCUCCUCAACAAGCUCCAUCAGUUAAUCCUCCGACUACUCCAUCAAGUGGGGCUUCAACUGGGGCUACUCCUCGCCCUAGUGCAUCUCCCGCUGAUCAAGCUCGUGCUGGAAACGCCUCUUCACCCUUUUAUCCCUCACCUGAUAGAUUGAGAAGAAUGAUGGAAAGUCCAGUUGUACAAAGGCUUCUGAGCAACCCUGAUAUUAUGCGUUCAAUGUUUGCAAAUAAUCCCCAAAUUCAAAGUAUUAUUGAGAGAAAUCCCGAAGUUGGCCACAUAUUGAAUGAUCCCGACGUCAUGAGACAAACUAUGGAGCUUUUGCGUAAUCCUAAUAUGUACCAAGAAAUGUUACGUUCUCAUGACUUAGCUAUUCGUAAUCUACAAGGAAUCCCUGGUGGUGAAGCUGCUCUUCAACGUUUGUAUCAUGAUGUACAGGAGCCUCUACUCAACGGAACUGUUGCUGGACUUGGAGGAAAUCCUUUUGCUUCUAGAAAUGGUCAAGAAGAUACUUCUUCUCGUAGUCAAAGAGCUGGAGUUGAAAACAGUGAAGCUUUACCUAACCCUUGGGGAAAUUCUGGCGGUAAUGCUGCUGAAGGAGCUGAACGUGGGGCUGAAGGUGCUGAUCAUCCUUUCGGGUCACUAGGUUCCUUAGGAGGUUUAGGUGGUUUGGGAUCAUUUGAAGAAAUGUUCAACAACCCUGCUAUUGAUCAGAUGAUCAAUCAGAUGAUGCCAGCAUUCUUAGAGCAGUUCCUUCAGAGAGAUCCUAAUGCGGCUAAUAAUCCUCAAAACCAGCAAAUCUCCGAAGCUUUCAACAAUAUUGCUCGUCCAGAGCACUUGUUAGCUAUGGCUAAUCCUCAAGUUAACGAAGCUGUUCGACAGAUUUAUGAUGGAAUUGAAGUACUUCGUAGAGAAGCACCAGAAUUAGCUCGAUUGCUCUUCAACCCAUUAGGAGGUAUACCUGCACCUUUAAACCUUGAUGGUGCUAAUGCCCAGGCCAACGCUCCAAGCGCUGCUGGAACUGGAGGCGCUGCUAGUGGCGUUGCUGGAAACCCUUUCCCACCUGAGUUCAUGAAUAUGAUGAAUAGUAUGUUGGGAGGAAUUAAUCUGGGGGGAGGUGCAGCGGGUGCUGGAGCAGCUCAACCUGCUCAGAAUCCAGAAGACCAAUAUGCAUCACAGCUUGAACAACUGUCAACCAUGGGUUUCACUAAUCGGGCCCAGAAUAUUGCCGCUCUUCGUGCCACAUUCGGUGACAUAAACGCUGCUAUCGAACGACUUCUCAACUCUCCACAAUAG